AUGUCUUCACUUCCCGUUUCUCUCUUCCCCCGUGUCUACCUCCCAACGGGCGUCAGGUUAUCCACUUUUGAGACGUCUCAAAACUCCCACCUCUCCCUGUAUAUCCCUUCCCUCCCUCCCAUCCCUGUCUCCUCAUUUUCUCAUUCACUUUUCAUGAACCACCUCCCUUCCCCCUCCCUCUCCGCCCCUCCAACUGGCCGUGUAUCCAACCGCGACUACCUGCUCUUCCUCAACCUGGCAGCGGGGCGCACCAUGUGUGACUUGGCGCAGUGGCCUGUCAUGCCCUGGGUGCUCGCGGACUACUCCAGCCACUGUCUCGAUUUGAAUGACCCAGCAACCUUCAGAGACCUCUCCAAGUGGCCCAUCAUGGUGCGCGCGGAUUACACCACCCAUUACCUUGAUUUCCACGACCCCGCCACUUUCAGAGACCUCUCCAAGAGACCUCUCCAAGGUGAGUGCCCUGCCUGCCUGCCCUCCCCACCUCUCUCCUUCAUCCCCUCCCCACCUCUCUCCUUCAUCCCCUCACCACCUCUCUCCUUCAUCCCCUCACCGCCUCUCUCCUUCAUCCCCUCACCACCUCUCUCCUUCAUCCCCUCACCACCUCUCUCCAUCCCCUCACCACCUCUCUCCUUCAUCCUGACACCACCUCUCUCCUUCAUCCCCUCACCACCUCUCUCCUUCAUCCACUCACCACCUCUCUCCUUCAUCCCCUCACCACCUCUCUCCUUCAUCCCCUCACCACCUCUCUCCUUUAUCCCCUCACCACCUCUCUCCUUCAUCCCCUCACCACCUCUCUCCUUCAUCCCUUCUCACCUAUCUCGUUUACCCAUUCUCACCUCUCUCUCUCCACCCAUUCUCACCUAUCUCCUUCACCCAUUCUCAUCUCUCUCCUUCUCCCCUUCUCAUCUCUCUCCUUCACCCAUUCUUACCUCUCUCCCUCAUCCCGUCCCCACCUGUCUCUCCAUUUACCCUUUCUCCUCUAUCUCUCCCUCCCCACCUCCGCAGCCAGUGGGAGCACUCAAUCCGGCACGCCUUGCGGAGUUCAGAGAGCGGUACGAUGAGAUGCCUCGGGACAAGAGUGGAUCAGAGCGCACCAAGCCUUUCCUCUACAGCACACACUACUCCACCCCUGGGGCCGGGUUUACCGUCACUGCUCUUUCGCUCACUCCUCUUUCGCUCACUGCUCUUUCGCUCCCUGCUCUUUCGCUCACUUCUCUUUUGCUCACUGCUCUUUCGCUCACUUAUCUUUCGCUCACUGCUCUUUCGCUCACUGCUCUUUUGCUCACCGCUCUUUUGCUCACUGCUCUUUCACUCCCUGCUCUUUCGCUCACUGCUCUUUCGCUUACUGCUCUUUUGCUCACCACUCUUUCGCUCACUUCUCUUUCGCUCACUGCUCUUUCGCUCACUGCUCUUUCGCUCCCUGCUCUUUCGCUCACCGCUCUUUCGCUCCCUGCUCUUUCGCUCCCUGCUAUUUCGCUCCCUGCUCUUUCGCUACCUGCUCUUCCGCUCCCUGCUCUUUCGCUCCCUGCUCUUUCGCUCCCUGCUCUUUUGCUCCGGCUAUGUGCUCUACUGGCUCGUGCGCUCUGCACCGGCACACAUGCUGCGGCUACAGCAACACCCCCACCUUCCCACACUCCCCCUGUUCCCUCCCUUUCCAACGGUCGCUUUGACUCGCCAGACAGGCUGUUCUCGGGGCUGCAGGAGUCGUGGGAGAGUGUGCUGUCCAACGCCACCGACGUCAAGGAGCUCAUCCCCCACUUCUUCUCGCUCCCAGCGCACUUCCUCCGCCUCCCGCAGCAGGCAGAGGAGGUGGACAAUCUGUUCCAUCCGCUCACCUAUGAGGGUGCAAUGGAGCUUGACUCGCUCAGCACUUUGCAGCAGGCAGAGGAGGCGGACAACCUCUUUCACCCGCUCACCUAUGAGGGCGCAGCAGCAGAGGAGGCAGACAAUCUCUUUCAUCCGCUCACCUACGAGGGCGCAGUGGACCUCGACUCGCUCAGCAGCUUCGUGGAAAAGAGAGGCUUUGAGACCCAGAUCAACGAGUUUGGCCAAACGCCUCGGCAGCUCUUCAUCCAUCCCCACCCGCAGCGCUCCCCACGUGCCACAUCCAGCCUUGACUCGCUGCCCUCCUAUCAACGAGUCAGCACCACGUCAGACAGCACAGCUGACGAGGCUGAUUGUGGAAGCAGCGAGACAGAUGGCACAGGUGGCAUGAUGAGGAGUGGCGGAAUGACAGCAGCAGAAGACGAGAGUGGGAGGCUGAAGGCACUGCUGCAGGGGACGGUGGGGCUGGGCAGUUUCAACGCCAGGCGAGUAGCACAGGGUAAUGCAGCAGAUAUUGUCAUAGGGCCGAGAUCCACACCGGGGUUUGCAAGAGAAGCAGCGAUGAGGGAGAGCGAGGAAAUGGUGGCUCUAAGGGAGUGGCUGGGGGAGGUUGGUGUGGGGCGAGGACGGGAAGAGCCGCCUGUCUGCUCGCCUCCCUUCUCCCCUACUGCGCCCUUCCCUGCCUUUCAUCCCUCACCUGUGGACCCGUGCUCUGGUGGUAUUAGCACGGGUGAGAGUGAAGGGAGUGUCACGGGGGGUGGCAGCAGAAGCAGCAUGGAAAGCAGCGGAGUGAGCAGUGCAGUGAGCAGCAACAAGAAUGGCAAGGCGAGCAGAAGAGAAGGUGGCAUAGGUAGCAUUGAGACGAGCAGCAGCAACAGCGGUAGUGGGAGUGGGAGGAGGAGGGCGAGAGUGCGGAGGGUGAAGGCACAUCGCGGAGCGGUGGUGGCAGUGGCACUGGCAGAACAUGCAGAGUCACACGACUUGCUUCUCACCACUGCGGGCGCCGAUGGCAUGGUGAAGGUGAGGGAGGCUCUUAGUGUGUAA
Closterium sp. Naga37s-1 is the source of this 2868-nucleotide messenger RNA. NCBI's taxonomy places the organism in Eukaryota, Viridiplantae, Streptophyta, Zygnematophyceae, Desmidiales, Closteriaceae. The record is from the annotation of a GenBank genome assembly.